Molecule: messenger RNA, 1397 nt
Organism: Chaetomium fimeti
Lineage: Eukaryota; Fungi; Ascomycota; Sordariomycetes; Sordariales; Chaetomiaceae
Product: WD40-repeat-containing domain protein
Exons: 4
Coding region: 167-1219 (350 amino acids)
Cellular component (GO): catalytic step 2 spliceosome
Molecular function (GO): protein binding; RNA binding
Source: RefSeq, a predicted model, not a curated record
CUAAAAUCCAACUGCUCCACGGCUUCCAAGCUGGGCAAGCUCGCAAGCACUCCAACACCAAAGCUAGAAGGUUCAAACAUCACCACCACCUAACCCACUCUGCCCGUCCUGCCCAUCCCGUUCGCCAAUUAGCUCCGGAAAGAUCACCCGAAUAGUAAUCAUCAUAAUGUCAGAAAAGAGACCGGCCUCCGAUCAGGGACAGCUAGUGGUGAAACGACAAAAUGUGGGCACGAGUCGCGCUCUCACCCGCCAGGGCGCGUCGGGGAGCGGUGCACUCGUCCAGACGGCACCGCGGACGAGCGCGUUACAGGCCCCAUUGAUGGAGUUGUCGGGACACUCUGGGGAGAUCUUCACGGCCAAGUUCGACCCGACGGGGAAUCUGAUCGCAUCCGGGUCGAUGGACAGGACAAUAAUGCUUUGGCGGACGUACGGCGACUGCGAAAACUACGGCGUGCUCAGCGGCCACCGCGGCGCCAUCCUCGACCUUCAAUGGUCACGCGAUUCCGAUAUCCUCUUUUCCGCUUCCGCCGACACCCAUCUCGCGAGCUGGGAUCUCACGUCAGGGGAAAGGAUACGGCGGUACGUCGGGCACGAGGAGAUCGUCAACUCGAUGGACAUCAGUAGGCGCGGCGAAGAGCUGUUGAUUAGCGGGAGCGAUGACGGGACGAUUGGCAUUUGGGACCCGAGGACAAAGAACGCCGUUGACUACAUCGAGACCGAGUUCCCCAUUACCGCCGUGGCCAUCUCGGAGGCGGGCAACGAGAUCUAUUCGGGCGGCAUUGACAAUGACAUCAAAGUGUGGGAUAUUAGGAAGAAGGCGCUGGUGCACUCGAUGCUGGGCCACACGGACACGAUCACUUCGCUGAGGGUAUCACCGGACGGCCAGCAACUGCUCUCGUAUGCGAUGGACUCGACGGCGAGGACGUGGGACAUCCGACCCUUCGCCCCGGCUGAACGGCACAUCCGUACAUUUGACGGUGCCCCGUUGGGGUUAGAGAAGAACCUGAUCAGCGGGAGCUGGGACUCGGACGGCAAGAAGAUUGGCGUUGGUGCUGGUGACGGUACCGUUGUGAUUUGGGGCAGCGAUUCUGGAAAGCUGCUGUACAAGCUUCCCGGGCACAAGGGAACGGUGAACUGCGCCGAGUUUGCGCCGGGCGAUGACCCCCUAAUUCUUUCCGCAUCUUCCGACAGGACGAUGUUGUUGGGUGAGCUCAAAUGAGGCAUGCCGCGAGUUCUGAUACACAACCAGAUGGUUUGUGAUCUAAAGGAGCGCACGCCGGCUUGGACACCUUCCCAGACGCCGAUCACUGGAGUUGCAAGUAACAGCAGUGGUGCCGAAUACUGGCGCAGCAGACCUGCUGGAUGAUGGAUGGUGGCCCCAGGCUGUGAUUAUGGCA